GGGACCAAAACGGAGCUUUUUCCGCUCGCCGGAAACUGCCCGUGGCCCUCGGGGCCGCUCCGGAACGCCGUUCUCUACAUCCAGGCCUUCGUGCUGGUUUUCCUGCUGGGCAAGUUCAUGGGCAAAGUGUUUUUCGGGCAGCUCCGGGCGGCGGAAAUGGAGCACUUGCUGGAGCGCUCCUGGUACGCGGUCACCGAGACCUGCUUGGCCUUCACCGUCUUCCGCGACGACUUCAGCCCCCGCUUCGUGGCCCUCUUCACCCUCCUCCUCUUCCUCAAGUGCUUCCAUUGGCUGGCCGAGGACCGCGUGGAUUUCAUGGAGAGGAGCCCCAACAUCUCCUGGCUCUUCCACUUCCGCAUCGUCUCGCUCAUGUUCCUGCUGGGAAUCCUGGACUUCCUCUUCGUCACUCACGCCUACCACAGCAUCCUGACGCGCGGCGCCUCCGUGCAGCUCGUGUUCGGCUUCGAGUACGCCAUCCUGCUCACCAUGGUGCUCACGGUGCUGGUCAAGUACGUCCUGCACGCGCUGGACCUCCGCAGCGACAACCCUUGGGACAGCAAGGCCGUCUACAUGCUCUACACGGAGCUCUGCACCGGGUUCGUCAAGGUGCUGCUCUACGUGGCCUUCAUGACCAUCAUGAUCAAGGUCCACACGUUCCCGCUCUUCGCCAUCCGCCCCAUGUACCUGGCCAUGAGGCGAUUCAAGAAGGCCGUGACCGACGCCAUCAUGUCCCGACGCGCCAUCCGCAACAUGAACACGCUGUAUCCCGACGCCACUCCGGAGGAGCUGCAGGCCAUGGAUAACGUCUGCAUCAUCUGCCGGGAGGAGAUGGUGACGGGCGCCAAGCGCCUGCCCUGCAACCACAUUUUCCACACCAGCUGCCUCCGCUCCUGGUUCCAGCGCCAGCAGACGUGUCCCACGUGCCGUAUGGAUGUGCUCCGCGCUUCCCUGCCGGCUCCGGCGCCUCCGACGCCUCCGGAGCAGCCGGAACAGGGGCCGGCGCCGCCGCAGACCCCCCCGGCCCGCUGUUCUCUUCCCGCAGUUCCCCAGGGAAUGCUGCCCCCUUUUCCACCCGGGAUGUUUCCCUUCUGGCCGCCGGUGGCUCCUUUCCCUCCGGUGCCCGGAGCGCAGGCGCCCAACGGCUCCGAAAAUUCCGGAUCCGCUUCCAGCGCCGCUCCCAGUCCCCAGAACAUCCCCACGCUCCUGGAUGCUGCCAUGCUCCAGAUCAACUUGUACCUCUCCGUGCUGGCCACCCUCGGGUCUCCUCGUCCCGCUCCGCCCCAGCCGGCUCCCGCCGCUGCUUCCGCUCCGGAAAAUCCAGCGGAAGAUCCGGCUCCGUGA
This is a messenger RNA of Tinamus guttatus (white-throated tinamou), 1341 nucleotides long. The record is from RefSeq and is a predicted model, not a curated record. Lineage: Eukaryota; Metazoa; Chordata; Aves; Tinamiformes; Tinamidae.